Molecule: messenger RNA, 1152 nt
Organism: Daucus carota subsp. sativus
Lineage: Eukaryota; Viridiplantae; Streptophyta; Magnoliopsida; Apiales; Apiaceae
Product: receptor-like protein 46
Exons: 1
Coding region: 1-1152 (383 amino acids)
Molecular function (GO): protein binding
Source: RefSeq, a predicted model, not a curated record
AUGGCCAAGCCGCUAAGCAUGAUCGAAUUAUUUGUGCGUUUGUCUUUCAUUUUCUUGCUCGUACCAUGUUUAUCUUGUCCUGCUCAUCACAAACAAUCCCUUCUCCACUUCAAAUCCUCCUUGCUCAACAGCUACGAAACCUCAAACUCGACAUCCUUUGGUUUGGAGUCUUGGGACUCCAUUUUUGACUGUUGUAAGUGGUCUAGAGUUGUUUGCAGUUCUCAUUCUCGUGACAUAACAGCUCUGCACCUUGGCGAUCUACAUAUGCAUGAUGAAUCCAGACCGGUGGAUAUACGAAUCUUGGACCCCAUUUAUGGCAUUAGAUCCUUAAGGUUUCUUAAUAUCUCCCACACUGGGAUACAGGGUGAAAUUUCUGGUGAAGGGUUGGCAAAUCUCACAAAACUAACUUACCUCGACAUGAGUCAGAAUAGUCUUAAUGGCUCAAUCCCAGCACAACUCUUCCAGUUGCGGUUUCUGCAGUCUCUUGAUUUGAGUGAUAACUCAUUAAAGGAUGGUUUAAGUAGAGAAAUUGGCAAGCUUGGAAAUCUAAGGUCAUUGAAGUUGGAUCGGAAUUCUAUUGAUGGAAAUAUCCCUGUCCGGAUAGGAAACCUCACCAGAUUGCAGCAAUUUUCUGUCAGCCGGAACAAACUUUUGGGUCCGAUUCCAGAUUCCAUUCUCAAUUUGAAAGGAUUGGAAAAAUUGGACGUGAGUAAUAAUUAUUUGGAGAUGCAUAUUCCGAAUGGGAUUGGAACCUUGUUUCACAUUUCCAUUUUGGAAUUGAGUGGGAACAGUUUCACUGGAUUAAUUCCACCAUCAAUACGGAACUUGAGCAAAUUGGAAACCCUUCAGCUGGAAGAUAACAUGCUUUCAGGAGAAAUCCCAUCCUGGUUAUUUGACAUUGAGAGUUUGAAGAAUUUGUAUCUUGGACGAAACAAAUUCAUUUGGAAUAACAACCUCAAAAUAGUUCCCAAGUGUAUGCUUUCCCAACUCUCUCUCAAAUCAUGUAAAAUAUCUGCAGAGAUUCCGGAAUGGAUUUCCACUCAAAAGCAUCUUAAUUUACUCGAACUAAGUGACAAUCAGCUCACAGGAAACUUCCCACUUUGGAUUGCAGAGAUGGAAAUUGAAAAUCUGUUAGGAAUCAAUAAUUUUUGA